Closterium sp. NIES-65 is the source of this 2532-nucleotide messenger RNA. Lineage: Eukaryota; Viridiplantae; Streptophyta; Zygnematophyceae; Desmidiales; Closteriaceae. The record is from the annotation of a GenBank genome assembly.
AUGGCUGCAGUCCCUGCAUUUCGAGUCGCCGCAUCCUUUCGGCCACUAUCUACAGCUGCCGCGCCGUCUACUUUGUCGUCCGGAAAGUCCGCGUCUUUCGGCUGCGCCUCGUCGCUCUGCCCAUGCACCCCGUCAGCAGCUUUCCGCGCCACCAAGGGAAGGCAGACCGUCGUGACUCCGCGUGCUGACUUGGACAACGAUACGCUUGUGGGGAUCGGCGUGGGUUUGGCGGGUAUCGCGGUGGGCAUCGGCAUUCCCGUCUUCUACGAGAUUGCCGUCAAGGGAUCGGAGAAGCGGGAGAACGACCAACCAUGCUUCCCCUGCAAAGGCACUGGCGCUCAGUCGUGCCGGUUCUGCCAGGGCACGGGGGUGGUGGUGGUGGAGCUGGGCGGGGGCGAGAGGGAGGAGUCGGAGUGCAUCAACUGCACCGGCAAGGGCGCCAUCACCUGCACCACCUGCCAGGGCACCGGAGUGCAGCCCAGAUACCUCGACCGCAGAAUAAUCUUCAUGGUCCCUGUGUAUGCUGCCAUGUCGUAUGGUGCUUUGGUGGCCAGUGACUACGCCAUGUACUUCAAGACUGUCCGAGACGUGUACGAAGCAUGGGUCAUCUAUAACUUCCUGUCUCUCUGCCUGGCGUGGGUGGGAGGGCCAGGCGCAGUGGCCAUGAGCCUCACAGGGCGCGUUCUCAAGCCCUCAACGCUUCUCCUCACGUGCUGGCUCCCACCCAUACCGCUGGAUGGGAACUUCAUCCGUCACUGCAAGCGCGGCUGCCUGCAGUUUGUCUUCAUCAAGCCACUCCUCGCCGGGCUCUGCCUCGCCCUCUACGCCACUGGCCUCUACGAGGAGGGCGUGUUCGCUGCCAGCAACGGGUACCCCUACGUGACAUGCGUGUACAUGGUGUCAUACUCCCUCGCGGUCUACGCGCUGCUCUUCUUCUACUUCGGCUGCCACGACCUGCUGCGCUCCUUCAACCCCAUCCCCAAGUUCAUCAUGAUCAAGCUUGUUGUCGUCCUCACCUACUGGCAGGGCAUAGUGGUGUUCGUAGCGGGCCAUCUGGGUCUGGUGCGCUCCUCCACCGACGCAGCAGACCUGCAGUCUCUGCUGCUGUGCUGUGAGAUGGCCCUCGCUGCAGUGGGCUUUGCGUGGGCCUUCCCCGUGACGCCCUUUGCUGCUGCCAGCGUGGGGGGCGGUGGGGGGCGGAUAGUAGAGGAGGUGGGGGGCUUCUUUCAGAGGCUCAGGCAUGCGGCAGCUGUGGGGGAUGUGGUGGACGACACUGUUCACCAGUUCUCCCCGACCUACCAUGACUACGUGCUCUACAGCGAUGGCUCCACACAGGCCAAGCACUUCCGCACUCGCACGUUCGUGCCCAUGGGCCGGGAGAUGGAGGCAUACCGCAAGGACGGCAAGAUCAACUCCAUCCAGUCGCCCGACUACAUUCUCGCCCCCCCUCCUCCUCUUCAUCCCUUCCCCUGCAAGCCCUGCGCCACCACCACCACCGCCCCCGAUACCACCACCGGCUCCACCACCACCAUGAGCAGCAGCGCAUCUGGCCUGGCAUCUGACACUGCCAUACGCACCCUGGCGGCUGACUCGUUAGGAACUGCUUCAGGAGACCCGUUUAGAGAAGUUACUAACAGUGUUGGAACCAGUGGUGCAAGAGCCGCAGCAGCAACUGUAACAGCCCCUGCCAGCACCAUGGUUACUGAGUUACCACCUGGCACAGCACUGCUAGACUUCCUGUCUGGGAGUGGGACCAAAAGCAUGGUGACAUGCCAGGAAGAAGCACCGCCGGGCUUGCUUUACAGGGCCAGCAUCCCCUGUGGCAGCGACCAGAUCACUACCCUCUUCACCUCUCCCAGUGACAUCCCUGGAAGCACACAGACCAAAAGUGGCAGCAGUUACAGCAGCACACAGACUAACCAUGGCAGCAGCUACAGCAGCAGCUAUGGGGACAUGCAGGGUGUGAUUCGUGCGAAGGGGUUGUGUGGUGAGAGCAGCAGGGAGGGAGGGAGGAGGGCAGGGCUGUUUGAACGGCUGACUGAUGAGAACGAGUAUGAUAGCGCUGCUCAUGGUGGUGGCGGUGGCGGUGGCGGUGCGGGUGUGAGUGGUGUGAGCAGGAGGGCUAGUAGUAGGAGUGGGAAGAACGAGACGGAGUGGAGAGAGAGUAGGAGUGGGAGUAGGAGUGAGGGUAGGAGUGGGAGUGUGCACAGGCAUUCGAGUGUGAGCAGCAGGAGCAGUGAGGGAGGCAGUGAGAGAGCAGCCUUGUACGGCCAUCACCGCGACUCAACCCAGGGCGGCGGGAUCGGAGGCAAGGGGAGGAGAGCGGAGACGGGUAGCGAGGGAGGGGAGGCGAGGGAGAAGGAAAACGAUAAGGAGAAGGAGAAGGGGAGGAGGGCGGGGCUGUGGAGUGCGCGGGGGUUAGUGAAGGUAUUAACACGGGGAUCCAUGGAUUUGGGGCUGGUGGUGGACGAGGAGGACCUCAUGGAGGAAGGGGAUGCAAGGCGCGAGCUGGAAGGUGUGGUGCAGCGGUGA